GGGGAACUGAGCGGCGGUCCCGCUCCCGCCAUCUUUGGCGAGGGCGGGCGCGGGCUCAGGGCGGCUUUGGACACGCGUGUGCGCGCGCGUGUGUAUGAGUAACUCUUCCGAUGGGCUCACCCACAAAGGUGGUGUCCAGGUACCAUUCUUCGGAGCCUGUCUUUGGAGCAGUGGCCGGCGGAGUUAUCCAAGAUGCUUUGCUGCACAUGGCCAGGGAGAAUGAGCAGUACCUGAGUGAACUGUGCGAGGAGGCAGGUUGCUUUAAAGAGACACAGAUUGUGGAAUUUGUGUUUCUUCUGUCCGAAAAAUGGAGCCUGACUGAAUCGGCAAGAUACCAAGCCAUAGAAAUAUUUGAAAGGUUCAUGCUUACACUCAUUAAAGAGGCUUCUCAUCUCACGAGAGCAAAGGAGGAAGACGGCAAGUGGGCCUCAGUGAAACAGCAGAUUGAGAGCACGUAUGUGCUGCGUCUGGUCUCUUGCAUCCAGCUUGCCAGCAAGCUCUCCUUCCAUUAUAGUAUAGUGAAUAACAACGUGGUUCUGAGGUUUCUGAAGUCUUUGGGCUUCUCCUAUACCACAGAAGAACUACUGGAAUCUGAACUGGCUAUUUUGAAGGCUCUGCAUUUCCAAAUCAAUUUUCCAGCCCCUUUUGCUUAUGUUGAAAUGCUGCUGGAGGUUUUAGGGUACAAUGGCUACAUGCUGCCCACAAAACAGCUGCUUGAAAUGUGCAGACAUUUGCUGGCUUUAACGUACCUCUUGCGGAGCAGCGUUUAUGACACCUUGCUGAAGACUUCGAUUAAAAACUCCUCUCCGAAUGAGCUCCAGCUGGCGAAGUUUCUGCCAGUGAAAGAAGAUCUCAUGCUAUUGGCUGUCGGAGUCAUUGGGGCAAGCACUUUCCUCCUGAAUCCCGAGGGCUUGAAUCAGGUUACGGAAUACCUCAGCGACACCACAGGCAUCGGUCGGCAAGACAUUAUUGAGGCAGUCUACGCAAUUCUGAAGCACAGCGUGGGCGACGACUAGUUUCUUCCACCUUCAUCCCCUGCCCUCCAAACAGCAUGCUGCCACACUUCAUCUGGGGCUCUCAAAGAGAUGGUUGUGCUCCCAAGAAACAAGGCAACCAGUUAUAUUUAAAUGUUAAUGCUUACCUCACAGGCUUUUGUCCUGUUACCGUAACCUUUUGAGAAGGCCUGGGGCGGGCACUUAAAGAGGACACUUAAAAGGGGCCUUAGGCCUGCAACCAUUGAUGCCUUGCACAGUUACAACACUGGUGAAGAAGCAUGGCUCCUGAGGGCAGACACUGAGAUGUGUGUGCUGCCGCAAGAGGAGAAGAAUGUUUCUUCUGAAGGCCUCCCUGGAAGGCAGACGUCUCAGUGUAAGUGGAUGAACUCAUUCACAAGGAAAGAAGAAACAUUAAAUGCAUCUAUGGCAUCUCAUGAUAAAUAAGGAUGCUGUGUUCUUCCGGAAUACAAACAGCUUUUAUUUAUUCUUGCAUUUCCUAGGGCAUCUUAGUGUAGCAACCAAACUGCAAUUCUAAUAACGUUAUAGCUUAGUAGAGUCACUCCUCCAGUCUGAAAGCUGUUAAGAGCUCUUCAAGCAGGUCUCUUUUUACUGCCGUACGUGGGCCCCCCCUAACUAUCCAGGACCCGGUUUGCUUCUUUCCCUAAAAGCAGCAGCAGGCUGUGCUGCGACAGAAAUCCAACCAUGCUGUCGAGCCGUUUUGCUUCAUAUUACCCGACAAUGACAUUUUAAGACAAAAGUGCUUUGCAGUUUUUUGGUCUUGUAAGGUGAUGAUGUACUGAUAUCACAAGCCAAGUCCUGUUUUGGGUAUCUUUGAAACAAACUACAGACACAUUACGGGAUGGA
Podarcis raffonei (Aeolian wall lizard) is the source of this 1859-nucleotide messenger RNA. It is a transcript of the gene CNTD1, whose product is annotated as cyclin N-terminal domain containing 1. Bases 111 to 1016 code for a protein of 301 amino acids. The record is from RefSeq and is a predicted model, not a curated record. The transcript has 8 exons. Gene Ontology annotation, cellular component: site of double-strand break. Gene Ontology annotation, biological process: reciprocal meiotic recombination. Lineage: Eukaryota; Metazoa; Chordata; Lepidosauria; Squamata; Lacertidae.